Molecule: messenger RNA, 3291 nt
Organism: Hemicordylus capensis (graceful crag lizard)
Lineage: Eukaryota; Metazoa; Chordata; Lepidosauria; Squamata; Cordylidae
Exons: 7
Coding region: 2550-3269 (239 amino acids)
Source: RefSeq, a predicted model, not a curated record
GUGCGGAAGAGUCAGAUCAGGGCUCAUAGAGUAGAGGCAGAUAGAAGAGUUGAGGGAGACCCCCACUCACGACCUCUACUCCCAAUGCCCCUAGUGGUCAUCAUUAGGAUAGUUGGUGCAAGAGGUCGAUGCACUGGAACUCCAUCUCCAACAAUUGUGACUGUGUGAUUGGAAAGGCUGGUGCUACACAACCAAACGAAACCCCCCUCCUCUCUCUGGAUGAGCUGUUAGGGCACCCUUUGCCUCUUCCCAGGAAUCUUGCUGGCCAGCUAAUUGCUCAGCUAGGGAGGCAUCUGCAGUCAGUGACAUCUAGGACAAUGAGGACUAGUCAUCCUGAAGAGGUGAUAACGCACAAUGUAGCAUUACAGUGUAAGGACUGGAGGGAGGACUAGGCCUCGCUUAGAGCCAAAUCAAAGGGACCAGCUCAGAGGAGCGGGCGGGAUUCCUGGCUCCACCCCCAGCAGAAGCUCUGGUCUCCUGGUGAGUCUGUCCCAGGAGGAGGAGGAGGAGGAGGACCCCGAGGAAGAAGCAGGCCGAGAGCUGCUGGGGAGAUGGGAAGAAGGCCGCAGCCUGUGAGGAAGAAGGACCAGGACAUCCGUGCAAGGCCUCCGGAGGGAAGUGGUUCUUCUGUGCGGAUCGCUGGGGAUCUGCAUUGCCAGGUCUUAGGUCAGGAACCAUUGAGUAGAGGGCCUUCCUCCACCCAGCCCAGGACAUUCCCCAACACUUGCUGGCUUGCCAUGAUGCUCUGCUCUAGAUGAGCUUCCGUGGGCUGGAUCACCAGUCCUCCUCACACGAUGAAAUAUAAGAUUUCUUCCUCCAGUGAAAUGAAGCCAGCUCUGCCAAUUCAUCUAAUAGCAGCAGUCCUGCACGUGGCCGUGUCCAGAGUCAACCAGCUGGACCCAGGGACGCAGGGAUAUUCUUAUUGAGCUUUUUUUCUCCUGCGCCACAAACUCCUGCUGCUUCCACUCCCGGGCUACUUGUCCCAUUUGAGACCACUUGGGAAUCUUUUCUAUGUAAGGAUGCCACAGUUUUGCUUUGUCCUAAUAUGUUCUAUGAAGAAGGGAGAAUUCAGUGUCAACUGAAAAUCUCCUGGUUGGCCCCAACUGGAACCCGAAGCAAAGCGCUGUAGUGGUAACCAGUUCAGAAGAUGGCGUUCCAUCAUUCCAUCAUUGGUUUCAUUCAGAAAGACUGGCAUGAUGCUUUCUUCUCAAGUCAAGUCCCAUGGUUGUCUUUUUCUAGAGUUACAUGGCAAGCUCAAGAGUUUGGAUAUUAUUCUGUAGGAAAUGUAACUAAACUGGUUCCAGGUGUUUGAACUGGUUACCAAAACACUUUGGAAAGUGAAUAUUUGACCCCACACUGAACGGGAGAGUUCCAAAAGAAUGACCAAGUUAGAAAUGGUGUGACUCCCUGCACAGGUGGUUUCUUACUUUACCUGGAUUUAAUGUAUAAGCUCUUCUUCGGAGUUAAUUGUGAGCACCCUUUCCCACUUCCAUAUGUCCUGGUGGUUUCUUGGCCCAACUGGAAUGAAACACAAUACCACAAUAAACAUGAGUGCUUUUUCAAUGUUGCAUUCUCAAGACCGGUUGUCACUCAUAUACUCAUGUCUGAUCUUUUCUCCCCGCCCCCCAUAGAACAAGAACAUUGAGGCGCUCCAGAGGAUGAUCAGGGCUUUGCUGGAGGAGGCCCCCUCUGUCUGGAACUUAAUCAGCAUCUUGAAGGUUGCGAAGAGUCUGCCUUUGCUGUAGGCAGAUCUUUAAGUCCUCCCCCACCAGUGACUCCGCCAAGGGCAAGCCCCCCAGAGGGAGGUUCUUUAAAUGGAAACACCGCAUUGAGCCUACUCCAGCACCACCUCCAACUCCCACAGGGGACUCCCCGGCAGUAUCCGGAGUCACCAUCGAUGAGCAGGUGCCCCUGGUUGGGACUGGGGCCGACUCUUUGGGGAAGAUCUGACUACUGGGAUCUGACUACUGGAGUGGAGAAAAUGGAAAGAGCUGAGGUAGGGAUCCAUUCAGAAAAGGGCCUUCCUCCCUAGAGCCCAGGACGUUUCUCUGAGAGGCAUUUGCCCCAUACGGGAUCUGAAAGCUCCCACUCUCUGCUCUGAUCCCUUUCCCACUUCUGCAUUAUCCCUGAGAGGCAGAAGCAGAAUAUUCCAUGGAGGGGGUGGGGUCCCCAGAAAGGACCUGAGAGCAGCCCACCAAGUAAGGGUGCCCGCUCCAUUUCCAGGAAGGCACGGAGAGUCCUUCAUCUCUAACAGCUCAAUGCUUCUAAUAUUCAGGUCAUCCUCUGCUGGACUGAAUUCUUGACGUCCAUUAUUGACGGUAUUAAGGAUGCCAAGUCCUGUGAAAGUGAGAUGCUGUCGUAUGAAAAAGACAAGGCUGUGGAUGCCGAACUAGAGAGUGAGAUGUGGCAGAGAAUGGAAGAUGAUGACCAAGCGCAGGCUCAGUCAAAACCUGACUGCCAAAAGUGUGUGUUUGAGGCUGGUGCUAUCCCAAUGAAGUCCGUGGGUACUGACCAACUCUCUUCUGCUCUUUGAUCUCUGCCAGGAAAUUAUGGAGGACAUCAAGAAGCAUCCAGACCCUGGGUUUCUCUUGAGCCUCACCAUGGACACUCUUACGGAACUCAGCAAAAUGAAGCCAGCUCUGCCGUUCAAUGUAAAAGCAGCCGUCCUGCACGUGGCGGUGUCCGGGGUGGAUCAACUGGACCCAGGGACCCAGGAGAAAAUGGCAUCCUUCAAGAAGAUGCUCAGGGGGCUGCUGGAGGAUGCCCCCUCUAUCCAGGACACAAUUGGCAUCUUGAAGGAGCUCCACAAGUACAUCAACUCGGAGAAGCCCCGGCUGCAGACUCUGGGCCGAGAAGCCUACAUUGAUGCUCUGGCUCACGUGGCCAGACUGCCCAAUGUGGAAGUAAGUACCCUGCUGUGGACAUGGCUUCAGCAUCCUCUGCUUCAUCUUCGGCUUCAGCAUCCUCUGUGGGACCCCUUGUCAAGUUCCAGGUUCAGAAGAAGACCUCCCAGUGGUCUUUGGUCACACGGGGGCUGCCAGGCAGCAUACUUGCUGGAGAGAGGCUGUUUCCACUGGGGCUCACCGAAUGCCCCUGGGGACAGCAGCAGGGGCAGGAGGAACAGAAGAGAGCUGGGUCCUCCCAGUGUCUCUUCUAGCUGCCCAGUGCCCAGAAGAGCCACGCUACAUCUUUGGAAAUCCUCAACUUUGUAUCCAACUGGAUCAUCUUCAAUUCUUAGCUGCUUUGGAUAUGGUGUCACAUUGACAUGAAAAGUACCAUUUCCAUCUCUAU